AUGACAACACAAGCACCGACGUUCACGCAGCCGCUGCAGAGCGUCGUGGCACUUGAGGGUAGUGCCGCGACGUUCGAGGCUCAAGUUAGUGGUUCUCCAGUUCCUGAGGUGAGCUGGUUCCGUGAUGGCCAGGUUCUUUCUGCCGCCGCUCUGCCCGGCGUUCACAUCUCGUUCAGCGACGGCCGCGCUGUUCUGAGGAUCCCCGCUGUGACCGCCGCACACAGCGGACGCUUUUCCGUCAGAGCCACCAACGGAGCCGGUCAGGCCACCAGCACUGCCGAACUGCUGGUUACAGCCGAGACGGCGCCUCCAAACUUUGUCCAGAGACUGCAGAGCUCCACAGUGAGACAGGGCAGCCAGGUCAGGCUGGAUGUCCGAGUCUCCGGGAUCCCCACCCCUACCGUCAAGUUCUACCGAGAGGGAGCCGAGAUCCAGAGCUCCACCGAUUUCAGGAUCCUCCAGGACGGAGACCUGUACAGCCUGGUGAUUGCAGAGGCCUUCCCCGAGGAUUCUGGGACUUACUCUGCAACAGCCACCAACAGCAGCGGACGGGCCACGUCUACUGCCGAGCUGCUGGUCCAAGGUGAGGAGCACACCGUUCCAGCAAAGAAAACCAAGACAGUGAUUUCCAGCACUCAGAUCUCACAGACCCGACAAACCCGAGUGGAGAAGAGGAUGGAAGCCAGUUUCCAGGCCACAGCCAUGGUGCAGAUGCACGUGGAAGGCGCCGAAGUGACUCAACAGCUGGCCCACAAGACUCCACCCAGAGUCCCCCCGAAACCCACAUCGAAGUCCCCCACGCAGGCCUCGCUGGUCGCCAAGGUGGCCACAGGACGCCAGCAGUCACCAUCGCCUGUCAGACAUGUGAAAGCUCCCACGCCCACGCCCGUCAGGUGAGUGCAGUCCGUGGUUUUUGGUUGUUGGCCGUCUGCAGCUCAACUGAAGUUUGGGAUGUUCUCCGGCAGGCCUGUGAAGUCCCCCAUCACCACCAGGAAGCAGGUGGCCGUCGGCGCUGACGUCCUGCCGCCAUGGAAGCAGGGAGACUACACCGCCGAGUCCACCACCACUGUGACCCGCCUGGUCCAGGAACAGGUGGUCACCGGGGUCAGACAGGCUGAGGGAGGGAAGCGAGCCGGCGCGGUGGCCACCGUGGUGGCAGCCGUCGACCUUGCUCGCGUGCGUCAGCCGAUGCAUGUUGAGGGAGGUCGAGCAGAGGAGCAGGAGGCGCGGGAGGAGCGGGAGGAGCAGGCCAUAGAGGUGGAGUUCAGGCACAUAACUCCAUCUGCUCAGGAGUUUCCACCUGAAGCCACCCAGCCCCUGCCUCAGAUUCAAACGUCCCCUCAUGUGGACGCUGUCCCAUCUCCUGUCCCCCAUUUCACCGUCUCUAAAGUCUCCGUCCCCAAAGUCGAGUCUAGCUGUGAGGUUUCCAUUGCCGGCUCAGCCAUUGCCACUCUGCAGAAAGAGCUGUCCACGUCCCACGUCCGAAAGAUCAUCACACCCGUCAAGUCUCCGAGUCCAUCUCGUAAACCAGCGGAGACCCUACACGCCUCAGUGGAGUCUGUCCCCCCUCCGUUCAGAGGCCUUGCCCACCAACAAUUGGUGGCAGAGUCCGCCCCCCCUUCGAUCCACAAAUUUGAGAGUCUCCUGGGCAGCCAGUUACAGACACAGGUGCUGGAGGCCCAGUUCCAGGUGGUUGAGGCAGCAGCCGUCCCAUCUGCAGGGGGCGCCGUGGUCCCACCAACCCUGCUGUCUGGCCUGAAGAACGUGACGGUGACGGAGGGCGAGUCGGUGACCCUGGAGUGUCAGAUCGAAGGCCACCCGGCGCCCGUCAUCAUGUGGUUCAGGGAGGACUUCAAGAUCGAGACCUCCAUCGACUUCCAGAUCAGCUACCAGAACGGCUUCGCCCGCAUGGUGAUCCGCGAGGCCUUCGCUGAAGACAGCGGCCGCUUCACCUGCACCGCCACCAACGAGGCGGGAACCGUCAGCACCUCCUGCUACCUGCUGGUCCAGGUUUCUGAGGACAUUGAGAGCAGAGAGGAGGGUGCUGCCAUCAGCCAUGUUGAAACUGAAGAAAAACUAAUGACCCGAGAAGAGGAGGUGAGCGUGGCCGAGCCGGAUGCCGCCCCCGCCGCGCCCUUCUUCAUCCACAAACCCACCGUGCAGAAGCUGGUGGAGGGAGGCAGUGUGGUGUUCCAGUGCCAGGUGGGAGGAAGUCCCAAGCCACACAUCAUCUGGAAGAAGAGCGGCGUGCCGCUCACCACCGGAUACAGAUACAAAGUAGCUUACAAGAAGGAGACUGGCGAGUGCCGGCUGGAGAUCUCCAUGACGUUCGCCGAUGACGCCGGAGAGUACUCUGUGUUUGCCAAAAACCAGCUGGGAGAGGUGUCGGCCUCCGUCAGCCUGCUGGAGGAAGAGGAAUACGAAGUCUACAUGAAGAAACAAGAAGCAACCUUCAAAACCGAAGUGACAGCUGUGGUCCAAGAACCCAAAGUGGGAGAUGUUCCAUCAGUCGUCUUGAUGCCAGCGAAGGAAAUGAUCAGCACCACGUCCAUCACCACCACUACUGUCAUCUCUGGACAGGAGUUCCACCUGUCUGCCAUUGAACUGAGGAUCAUCCAGGAGAUCGAGCUCCGCAUCAUGAGGAUCUCCUACAGAGAGCUGGUGACGGAGGACGGAGAGCUGGUGGUGACCGUCGCUGACGAGGAGGCGGUGCAGCCGGCCUUCGACACACCUGUGAAGAACUACAGGAUCAUGGAGGGGAUGGGUGUCACUUUCCAUUGCAAGAUGGCAGGAGCGCCACUCCCGAAGAUUGCGUGGUACAAAGAUGGCCAACGCAUCAGGUCCGGCGAUCGCUACCAGAUGGAGGUUCUCCAGGACGGACGAGCCAGCCUCCGCCUGCCCGUGGUGCUGCCGGAGGACGAGGGCGUGUACACCGCCUUCGCCACCAACAUGAAGGGAAACGCGGUGAGCUCUGGGAAGCUGUACGUGGAGUCAUCCGGAGCUCAGAGGUACACACCACAGCCGGCUGUGCAGAGGAUCCGCUCCACCUCCCCUCGCUCUCUGAGCCGCUCACCCGGACGCUCUCCCAGUCGCUCUCCUGGACGCUCACCCGCUCGUCGGCUCGAUGAGACCGACGAGGCUUCACUGGAAAGACUCUACAAACGUUUUGUCAUGAAGCCUUCCUCGUGUAAAUGCUCUGAGGGACAAACUGCCAGAUUUGACUUGAAGGUUGUUGGUAGACCGAUGCCCGACACCUACUGGUUCCACAACGGGCAACAAGUGAUUAGUGACCACACCCACAAGAUUGUUGUGAAGGAGGACGGUACUCAGUCUCUCAUCAUCGUCCCGGCCAUGCCUCAUGACUCCGGGGAGUGGACUGUCGUGGCUCAGAACAGAGCUGGACGUUCAACCAUCUCCGUCACUCUCACUGUUGAUGCCAAAGAAACUCUGGUGCGUCCGCAGUUCACAGAGAAACUGAGAAACAUUAGCGUGAAACAGGGAACGCUGGUCGAACUGGCGGUCAAAGCCAUGGGAAACCCGCUGCCAGACAUCGUGUGGCUCAAAAACAGCGAUAUCAUCACGCCGCACAAACAUCCAAACAUCAAGAUUGAAGGAACGAGAGGAGAAGCCAAAUUCCAGAUCCCUUCAGCCUCAGGCGCAGACAGCGCCUGGUACACAGCAACAGCCAUCAACAAAGCCGGACGAGACACCACCCGCUGUAGGGUCAACGUGGAAGUGGAAUACGCCGAACCAGAGCCAGAAAGGAAGCUCAUCAUCCCCAAAGGAACUUACAAAGCCAAAGAGAUCGCACCUCCGGAGGUGGAGCCACUCCACAUGCGCUACGGUCAGGAGCAGUGGGAGGAGGGCGACCUUUAUGACAAAGAGAAGCAGCAGAAACCGCAGUUCAAGAAGAAGCUGACCUCAGUCCGCAUGAAGCGCUUCGGUCCAGCUCACUUCGAGUGCAGGCUGACACCCAUCGGCGACCCCAACAUGGUGGUGGAGUGGCUGCACGACGGCAAACCUCUGGCCGCCGCCAACAGGCUGCGUAUGGUCAAUGAGUUCGGCUACUGCAGCCUCGACUACGAAGUAGCUUACGCCAGAGACAGCGGCGUCAUCACCUGCAGAGCCACCAACAAGUUUGGAGUAGACCAGACCUCGGCCACCCUGAUCGUGAAGGAUGAGAAGGGCCUGGUGGAGGAGACACAGCUGCCCGAGGGCAGAGUCCACCGCAUCGAUGAGAUGGAGCGCAUGGCUCAUGAAGGCGGACCUUACGGAGUCACCACCGAAGAAGAAACGGAGAAACUCAAACCAGAGAUUGUUCUGGUCCCUGAACCCGUAAGAGUUCUGGAGGGUGACACAGCACGAUUCCGCUGCAGAGUGACCGGUUAUCCCGCUCCCAAGGUUAACUGGUACCUCAACGGACAGCUCAUCCGCAAAAGCAAGAGAUACAGACUUCGCUAUGAUGGUAUUUACUACCUGGAAAUCACUGAGAUCAAGUCCUACGAUGCAGGAGAGGUCAAAGUGGUGGCUGACAACAACCUGGGAACAACUGAGCACACAGUGAAGCUGGAGAUCCAGCAGAAGGAAGACUUCAGGACUCAUCUACGCCGUGCCCCCGAGGCCAAAGCGGCUGAAGCUGCAGCCGAAUCUGGAAGGACCCCGUUUGAGGUGAUUAAGGUGGAGAAAACUGCAGAGGACUCUCAGCUGAAAGAGGUGGUCAAGCUGAAGACCCAGAGAAUCAUCCACGAAAAAUCUACAGAAGAGUCCGAGGAGCUGAGGAGCAAGUUUAAGCGCAGAACAGAGGAAGGCUACUACGAGUCCAUCACCGCUGUUGAGCUUAAGUCCCGUAAAAGGGACGACUCCUAUGAGGAUUUGCUGAAAAAGACCAAGGAAGACCUGCUGCAUCACGCCAAAGAGAAGGAGGAGGCUGAGAAGAGAAGGGAUGGAGCGCCUAAAGUUACCGCCAAACCUCUGAAACCUGAAAGAGUCAAGCUCUCCGCCAUGGAAGCUCCCAAGAUCCUUGGCGCAUCACCAGCCAGACUGUUGGCACAGGGCGACGAAGUCAAGUUCAGAGUGCGCGUGUGGUGCCGGCCGGAGCCCGACCAGUGGUUCAAGAACGGCGUCCAGCUGGAGAAGACGGACCGCGUUUACUGGUUCUGGCCUGAAGACCACGUGUGUGAGCUGGUGAUCAGAGACGUGAGGGCCGAGGACUCGGCCAGCAUCAUGGUGAAGGCCACAAGCAAAGCUGGGGAGACUUCAAGUCAUGCCUUUUUGUUGGCAAGGUAUAAACCUGUGAUCAGCUUCACACAGAAGCUGGAAGACGUCAAUGCUAAGGAGAAGGACACCAUGGCAACCUUUGAGUGUGAAACCAACGAACCAUUUGUCAAGGUCAAAUGGAUGAAGAACAACAUGGAGAUCUUCUCUGGAGAUAAAUACCGGAUGCACUCUGAAAAGGUCCACUUCCUGUCUGUGCUGGUGAUCGAGAUGAGGGACGAUGCAGAGUACUCCUGUGUGGUCAUCGACGAUGACACUGUCCGGACCACUGCCAAACUAAUUAAAGUGGAGGGAGCUCCUCUGGAGCUGGGAAGCAGCUGGAGAGCACCGAGGCCAGAGACCUACACGGCAGAGUUUGAAUGCGAGGUGCGUGACGCUGAAGGUAGCUGGUUCUUCGGAGAAAAGCCACUUCAUCCCAGUGGGAAAUACGUCAUGUCGUCACGCCGUGGGAGACACACCCUGUCUGUGAAGGACGUAAAGAAGGAGGACCAGGAAUACACCUUCAAAGUGGGCGUCCAGACCAGCGCCUCUCUGAAGAUGAAAUUCCGUCCAGUUACCCUAAUACAGCCCCUGGCCGACCUGACCGUCUGCGAGGGUGACAUCGCCCAGCUGGAGGUCAAGUUCUCUCAGGAGAACGUGGAAGGAACCUGGUUGAAGAACGGCCAGCCUGUCGUUGCCUCCGGCCGUGUGCACAUGGUCAUUGACAAGCAGGUCCACAAGCUCCUGAUCGAGGACACCGUCAAGGAUGACCACGGGACGUACUCUUCCAUCCCCGCUCAGGAGAUCUCCACCUCGGCCAAGCUGGUCGUACAGACCAUCGGCAUCCUGAUUCCCCUGAAGGACAAGCCCGUGGAGGGAACAAAAGCUGGGUCCGGAGGCCAGAUCUCAGCUCAGGACAUCAGCUCCGUCAAGUGGUACCACGAUGACAAACUGCUGACCCCCAGCGAGCUCCAGAUAGUGCCCAAGGGCUCGAAGCAGCGACUGGUGUUCAACCGCACCUAUGCCUCUGAAGGACGUUACAAGCUGGUGGUGGGCCGAGCCGACACCAGCUGCAAUUCACCGUUCAGCAUUGUGAGCCCCAUGAAGGAUAAGGAGUGCGCCGAGUCCGAGAAUGUUACCUUCGAGGUGGAGGUUUCUCACCCAGGCGUCGACGCCUUCUGGACCUUCAAGAGGCAACCACUCAAAGCCGGCGCCAAACACAAGAUGGAGUCCAAGAACAAGCGCCACACCCUGACGGUCAUUAACGCCAUGAAGGACGAAGAGGGAGAGUACAUGUUCGCGGCUGGCGAGAAGAUGUGCACUGCCAUGCUCACCGUGACAGGUGGCGCCAUCAAGAAACCGCUCCGUGAUUUGGUGGUGGCCGAUUCGCAGACUGCAGUGCUGGAGUGCGAAGUGGCCAACCCGUCCUCGGAGGGCCGGUGGCUGAAGGACGGUCAGCCUGUUGACCUGAAUGAGAAUGUGCUGGCAGAGUCUGACGGCGUCGUCAGACGCCUCGUUAUCAUCAUCACCAAGGCCACUGACGUCGGAGAGUACACCUUCCAGGUUGCCACCUCCAAGACCUCCGCCACCCUGAAGGUUGAAGCUGUAAAGGUCAAGAAGACCCUGAAGAACCUGACUGUGGUCCAGACUCAGAACGCUGUGUUUAGUCUGGAGCUGACCCACGAGAAUGUGAGAGGAGCGCAGUGGAUCAAGAAUGGUGUUGAGAUCCAGCCCAGCGACAAAUAUGAGAUCUCCAUCGAAGGCACAGUCCACUCCCUGAAGAUCAACAACUGCUCCACCCAGGAUGAGUCCGUGUACUCCUUCAAGCUGGGAAAACUUUCCGCCAAUGCCAGACUGAACAUCGAAACCAUCAAAAUCCUGAAGAAGCCAAAAGAUGUGACCUCUCUGCUGGGUGCGACUGUCGCAUUUGAGGUCGGCAUCUCUGAAGAUGACAUCCCAGUCAGAUGGAUGUUCAACAAUGUGGAGCUGAGGCCCAGUGAGCACUACGCGAUGCUCUCUGAGAAGAAGAAUCACAAACUGAUUGUCCAAGAUGUAGACAGCAGCAAAGAGGGCGUCUACACCGCCAUGGUCGGACACCUGCAGUGCAGUGCGCGACUUCUUGUUGAGUCGCUGCGCGUCACCAGACCCCUGAAGAGCGUGCAGGUCCCAGAGACGCAGGUGGCCACGUUCGAGUGCGAGGUGUCGCACUUCAACGUGCCGUCCACAUGGCUUAAAGACGGCGUGGAGAUCGAGAUGAGUGAGAAGUUCCGUAUCGUGGUUCAGGGGAAGCUGCACCAGCUGAAGAUCAUGAACACCAGCCGGGACGACUCGGCCGAGUACACCUUCGUGUGCGGGAACGACCGCGUGUCGGCCACGCUCACCGUCAGCCCUAUCCUGAUCACCUCAAUGCUGCAGGACCUGAAUGCUCAGGAGAAAGACACGGUCACUUUCGAGGUCAACAUCAACUAUGAGGGAGUAGCCUACAAAUGGCUGAAGAACGGCGUGGAGAUCCGUUCCACUGACAGAUGCCAGGCUCGCUGCAAACAGCUGACGCACUCGCUGAGCAUCCGCAACGUUCACUUCGGAGACACUGCCGAGUACUCUUUGUCAGGCUCAGCCGUCACCACCGCCAAGCUCUAUGUGGAGGCUCGCGUUGUUGAUUUCACCAAACACCUGAAGGACCUGAAGAUCACUGAGAAGAAGAGAGCAACAUUUGAGUGUGAAGUAUCUGAACCAAACGUACUGGUGAUGUGGAUGAAGGACGGUCAGGAGCUGGAGACAUCCGACAGAUACAAAAUGUCCUCCGAACAGUUUUGACCGUCUGGUUUGCCAUCUGUCCGGUUUGCCGAUGCUGGCGAAUACACCGCUGUGGCAGGGUCCAGUAUGUCCAAGGGCCACCUGUCAGUCGAAGGACGAGACAUCAGGAUCUCUGAGCCGGUCAGCAGAGACGUCACGGUUGUGGAGAAACAAAGAGCAACCUUUGAGUUUGAAGUGAGCGAGGAUGAUGUGGAGGGACGCUGGAUGAGGAAUGGGGUAGAGAUCCAGUUCUCCACGGAAGAGCGGUUCACCUACGCUACCAUCCGGCGGCUCCACCGGCUCACCAUCGCUGAGACCUACAGGAGCGAUGCUGGAGAGUAUACCUUCUUAGCUGGCAAGAACCGGAGCACAAUGAAACUCCAUGUCCGAUUGCCAGAGCCUCCUCAGAUCAUUCGCCACAUGCAGGCACUGACAGCCAUGUCGGGCCGCUCAGCUCGGUUCUCGGCUCAGGUGAGUGGCCUGCCACAGCCCCAGGUGUCCUGGUUCAAGGACUCCCAGGUUCUCUACACCAGCCAGAAGUGCAAAAUCCUCCACGAUGAGAACGAGCACACGCUGCUGCUGGAGGUCUUCCCCGAGGAUGCCGGCAUGUACAGCUGCCAGGCCAAGAACGACUUCGGAGAGGCGAUGAGCUCAGCCCAGCUCAAUGUGGAGGUUCCUGAAGUAGUGGAAGUGUCUCGGGUGUCGGCUCCAGUCCUCACGUCACCACUCAGAGACGUCCUGGCCUCAGAGGGAAGCGCUGCUCAGUUUCAGUGCACCGUCUCUGGGGAAGAUGUGCAGGUUUCCUGGUUCUGUAACGACAGAGAGGUCAGGCAGUCUGACAUCUUCAGGAUGUCUCAGUACGGAGACACCUUCCAACUGGACAUUUCCAGAGUCCUGCCGGGACAUGCAGGAGAGUACUCCUGUGUGGCCUCCAACCUGGCAGGAAUGGUCACAUGUUCGGCUUCUUUGCACAUUGACGGUGAGUCCAGCGUUUGUCUGUGUGAUGAAAAAGCCUUAGCUAGCGCGUCGGGCGCUGGGGCGGCGACUCAAACAGCUCAGAGAGCGGAGGCUUUCACGCAGAGCUUCAGCUCGCACACGCUCCACUUUACCCACACGCUCUCCGAGAGCUCCUCGCUGCACGUUGAGAUGGAUGGCGGUUCAAGUCUGGGCGUGGCCCCCCAGCUGCUGAUGGAGAUGAGCGAUAUCCGAGUGAGGAGUGGCGAGGCGGCCGCGUUCAACUGCUCGUUUGGCGGACCGCCACUAACCGGCGUGGCGUGGGAGCAUGACGGCCGCAGCGUGGUGGACUCGGAGCGGGUGAGGCGCUCCCGCAGCGGGGGCGUGUUGUCCCUGCUCAUCCAAAGUUCAUCCCACCCCACCCCUCCCAGCAGGCGACCGCGGGCGGACGGGGCGGGCCGUGCCACGUCCCCCGCCGACCCCCGCCGCAAACUGGACACCAAGGAAAGGUCGGGGCUGCAGAACGAGACGCAGCGCCGCCUGCUGAGCACGCUGUGUUUCCCCGACGUGGAGCGCAGCCACAGCUGCGGCCCGGACUUCCUGAUCCGGCUGCGAACCGCGCCGCAGGGCCGGGGCUCGCUGCUUUGCGUUACGAGGGGGCUCUCCGCCCCGUUUGUCAUAUGGCUGUGUGAGCCGUUGAGUGUGGAGGACUCGCUGUGUUCCUCCGUGAAGCGCGAUGGCCCCCUGUGCAGCACACAGGGGGGUCUCCACCUGCAGGGCUCCAGGAGCUCUGUGGAGACUGAGUGCAGCUCAGUCCACAAAGUCCCUGCAGGAGGUCCGGACGCUGAGUCUCGGCGGGACAUGACAGCCUUCUCUAGCUCAACCAUCAUGAUGACAGAAGAAAGCCGGGAGUCGUUCUCCACCAGCCUAAAGUUGCCACAAAAAAGCAGAACACUUGAACUCGAGACAGAAUCCAAACGCCUCUCCAGCUCUUUGGGGAAGAAAAAAGAAAAACCGCUUUUCCUCAGCCAACUUUCUCCAGUUGUAGCGACUGUUGGAGAACCUGCUACCUUUACGGUGCGGGUGUCUGGCUUCCCCAAGCCCGCGAUUCAGUGGACCCACAACGGGCAGACUGUCACAUCCUCGUCACUGUACACGUUCACUCAGGAGCGAGAUGAGUACAGUCUGAUCAUUAACCGGGUUCACCGGGAGUCCGAGGGAGAGUACUCCUGUACGGUCAGCAACCGGUUUGGCCAGUGCACGAGCUCCUCUUACCUGCAUGUGCAGGUGGAGUCCAAACGGGAGGUGUUCGGGAAAUCUCCUGAGUUUAUCAAAACUAUCGAGUCUGUUCAGCUGCGGGAGGGCGGUCAGGUCUUCUUCAGGUACGAAGUGACCGGAGAUCCCCUCCCCCAGGUUCAGUGGCUCAGAGGUAGCCUCCACGUUCAGCCCAGCGGGUUCUGCAUCAUUGUGAACAACCCAGACGGGUCAGGCUACAUCAACAUUAAGAGCAUCAAACAGGAGCACGGUGGUGUGUACACUAAGGCCUCCAACCAGUAUGGAGAGGCUUCGUGUACAGCAGAGCUGCUGGUGCUGACAGAGGAGCCUCAGGAGGAGAUAGUCCAGAAAACUAAAAGUCUGAAGAUCUCCAUGACUGAGCAAACGAGUGAGUCCAGACUGUACCAGGAGCGCACUCGGUCUGAUCAGAUGAUUUAUACCAUAAGCACCCAGGACCGGCAGAUCAUCCCCAGUGAAGAGGUGGAAAUCCUCGGUGAGCUCAAUAUCUCAGCUGCCACCAUGCAGCGAGAGCUCCUCACCCAGCAGGCGGCAGUACUGCAGUCACACGAGACGGAGAGGGUCUCUGUGGCGCCCUGCCAUCCUGCUCGCGUUUCGGCUGUGCCUGCCAAACAGCUUCACAUGGCCGCCUUCUUAUCAUCUGUCCAUGAGAAACAAAAGAUCACUGAGCAGCACUCUGAGCGAAUCCUUAGCCCGGAGGUCAUCGAGCUCGAGUUUACCAAGGAGCAGCAGGCUAAGCUGAUGUCUGCCACAUCUGAGGAGGUCCUGCCGCUCUCCACCGUGAGAGCCGAGGCCUUGACGGACCGAAUCCCCGAGCAAAGGCUCCUCUCCAGCAAGCCACAGCAGCUGGUCAGUGGUCACCUGGUGGAGUCGGCUUUGUCGAUCCAGGAUGAGAUUUCAGGUGAUGUGCACAGACCAGAGGAGGAGAGGAGCUUCAAAGUCACAGAGGGUGUAAAGAUUUUGUACUCAGCUCAGUCAGCAGGGCAGCUGCUCCUCACAGAGGGACACUCGCAGCCUCUGCCGGCUCCAGACACAGCCACUCAGCCCCUGCUUGAAAAAGAGCAGCCCAAACCCACAAUAGCACCAGUGAAUGAGAGCCAGAUAGUUUUAUCUAAAGAGCAGAGGUUUGACAUCCAAGAACCAAAGCAGGACCGGGCCACUGCAUGUAAAGACAGGGUAUUUAAAUCUGUUGUGACCACUGAGGAGAUGUUUGAUCUGCAGGCCGAUCAGGUGGGGCAGGUGCCGAGCAUCGCCACCUCGGUAAGUCUGCAGCCUCAGCGUGAAGGAGAGCGACUCCUUAGCCUACAAGUCAUCAGUGAUCAGGACAUCUUACAGUCCGAGGGUCAGUUUAGCAGCGAGAAGCCCAUCGUGGAGCGAGCUGAUGCUCGGAAGAGUCCCACCCUGCUCCAUGUGGUGACUCAAGAAGAGCAGAGGUCAUUGGUCUGUGAGGCGACCAACCAGUUCACCGCCAAGACCGACACCUCCUCCAUUCAGCCAGUGAAAGAGCCACUACCAACAAAAUACCUGCAGUCUGUCCAGUCUCUGCCGGUUCUACCAAAGGAGGAUGUACUCAUCGUUGCCAAGCCAGACCAUCAGGUGGCAGCACAGAAGCAGGAGAAAGCUAGGAGGCAUGCAGCAACCUCAGAGGAAAGAAGAACUGUCAUGGCAGAUUAUCACAAAGAUCUUGAUGUGUCAGUAGAGGGUGUGAAGCCACAGCUUCGCACUGAGGCCAGACCUCUCAGCAUCCUCAGCAUGUCCUCCCAGCCCCUGCAACUGCCAAAGGAAACCCUGUUAGAAGCUGACAUCAAGAGGCAACGAGCUCUGGUGCAAAAGGAAGACUUCUGGAACCUCAGAGUCCGUAAUGUCACAGACACUCAGACUCUGGAAGAGGGUCACACCACCAGUUUGGAAAAUGUACAGAAAUUUGAAACUGACGUGAAAAUGGAGCCCAAGAUCCCGAAAAAGCCCAUUUUCAUAGAAGAGAAGGCUGUUGCUACUGAAAGCUGCACUGUCUUAACAGCUGCUGAGCAGGACUUUGCAAUCCAAAUCCAGGAGGGACAGUCCAUCCGGCAGUCAGUGCUGCUCGAGGAAAAGCAGGUGAUCCUGGGGGAGCAGUCAAGUGAAAUCCAUAAAUCUGUGAGCUCAACAGCGAACAUUAGGAAUCAGCCUCAGGAAAUGGUGUCGGUUCAUGAGUCUCAGGAUGCUCAGACUCUGCCCAAAGAGCUCCACUUUGUCAUUAACAUCCCCAAACCAUCUGUCGUGAAUGUCCGAACUCAACUCAGAGAUGCCCUGCUGUCAGCUGUGGCCAGCGACCGGCCGGUUCUCCUGGCCGACGUUGUCAGUCUAUUGCAGUCAGUGCAGAUUCAGGAGGUGAAAGUCCAGAGGGAGCCCAGAAUGGCCACAUGUACAUACCUGAUCACGUCCCCUGGAGCUCCUCUGGAAAUUACGCUGUCCUUCGAAGGUGAAUACCCUCAGAAGGCAGACCUCCGGGCCGAGCUGCAGGUGGCACUACACGCUAUGGUUUCCCAGGAGCAGCAGAGUCUGACUUCUGAGCGUCCCGGGACGGUACCGAUCGACACCCCACAGAGGGUGCAGGUCCGUUCAGUGCCCUCCAGAGAGGUGCUGUCCUCAGUCGUAGACUCUGUGAUGGUGACAGAGAGCACCGCCGGGUUUCCUGCGGUGGCGUCUCAGUCUGCGGUCGUCAGGACUGAAGCCGAGGCUCCAUUCCAGAGCGCCGCAUUCCAGAGUCAGACAGAGAUCCAUGAGGCCCGACAGCAGAGUCGGACCACCGUCAAGUCCCAGCAGAAAGCUGCUGCUGAGGUGACUACCAUGGUGGUCGCUGGUCAGACCUCAGUGGAACAAUACGUGGACGUCUUCGUCCACAGAGAAACCCGGGAGGAGUAUCUUUCUGAGGCCAUCAUGAUCAGCGAGUCCUCUGACAGUCUGGUGGACUACCCUGUUUUUACCAGUCCACUGGAGGAUGUUUGUGCUGAGGAAAACGGUAAAGCAGUUUUCACUGCUACCAUAAAGUUUGUGAGUAGAGUCAACUGGUUCUUCAAUGGGCAGCUCCUGAAAUCUGACAAAGAGUUCAAGUGUUCCAAAGACCGCGACACGUACACGCUAGUUAUCCACAGAGUGGUGAAGGAGCGGCAUCAAGGACAGUAUGUCUGUGAGGCUGAAAAUGAAGCCGGCAAGAUCACCACAUCCUCAAGGCUCACAGUGGUUCCACGAGUGAAGCCGGUGUUCAUUCACCGCAUCGCGCCCAUGGAGGUCACCAUCGGCCACGUGGCCAAGUUCGAGUGUGAAACGGAGGAUGCUCCUAAUGUGAGCUUCAAGUGGUUCAGAGAUGGACAGCCAAUCAAAGACGGCGAUAAGUACCGCAUCAUCAGCCGCUUCAGGACCUCCUCUCUGGAGCUGCUCAGCCCCGCGAGGGAGGACAGCGCAGAGUACUCCUGCCGGGCGUCCAAUCAACACGGCGCCGAUGAAUGUUCGGCCUACCUCAGCGUGACAGAGAGGUCCCCCCCUGUGUUUGUAACUAAACCUGAACCUCACACUGGCUUUGUGGGGAAGAGGGCCGUGAUAUUCGGUGUGAUAUCAGGGUCUGCUCCCCUCACUGUGGUCUGGUUCAAAGAUGAGCAGCCUCUGCCCAUCAUGCCCACACGCUACCACACCUCUUGUGAAAAGAAUAAGCACACUCUUGAGAUAAGGAGUCUGGAGACAACUGACAGGGGCCGAUAUGUGUGCAAGGCGUCCAACAGUGUUGGGACGGCCGAGUGUGGCGCAGAGCUGCGUGUGGUUGAUAAGCCGCGUUUCGUAAAGCCACUGGGCCCGGUGGCGGCUGUGUGGGGAGGUCCCCUGCACCUGGGUCAGGUGGACGAGGACAUUGGAGUCACCGUUGCCUGGACCAGAGACGGCAGGAGAGUGCACCAGUCUCCGGACUGUAAGCUGUCUUUUGAGGUGAAGGCAGUCACUCUUGAUAUCCCAAAGACCACCCUGAAGGACUGUGGUGAUUAUGUGUGCACGGUGACCAACGAGGCCGGGAGUGCAUCCUGUUCCACCUCGGUGAAAGUUCAAGAGCCACCAGUCUUUGUUAAGAAGCUGGAGGCCUCCACAGUGUGGAAGCAGGGCAGCAGCGCACGGCUGCAGUGCGCCGUCACUGGAUCCCCUGAACUCCACUGCAGCUGGUUCUUCAACGACAGCCCACUGAGUGCCGGCGGUCGCAGCACCGUCACCAUGAAGGACGGCGUUUCCACGUUAGAGGUCCAGGAUGUCAUGCUGAGUGACAGUGGGAACUACACCUGUGAGGCUGUCAAUGACUCCGGAAGUGAGAUCUGCAGCACCAAAGUCACAGUGAAAGAACCCCCGUCUUUCAAGAGGGAGUUACUGUCCCUGGAGGCAGUGCGAGGCUCGGUCGCCGUCUUGGAGUGUGAGAUUACGGGCUCGGCUCCUCUUGAAGUCUCUUGGAAAAAGAAUAAGAAACGUCUGACCGGAGAUAAGAAGCACCGAAUAGUGUCGCAGGGAGCACUGGCCUCUCUGGAGAUCCAAUCCUUUGAGAGCGCAGACGCUGGUGAAUACGAGUGUACAGUUUCAAAUGAGGUCGCAGUAACUUCCAAGUCUGGCCUCAAACAGAAAGAACCACCAAUGUUCUCUAAGAGGAUUGAGAGUACAACAGCAGUUUUGGGCAACGCAGUGAAGCUGCAGGGAACUCUGAAGGGCUCAGCUCCAAUCAUUGUGAAGUGGAUGAAAGAUUCUGAGCUGCUCAGAGACGAUGAUUCCAACAUCAAGAUGACGUUUGAGAAUAAUGUGGCCAGCAUCUCGUUCUCCUCUAUCGAGCUAAAACAUGGCGGCAAGUACACAUGUGUCGCUGAAAAUGAGGCGGGGCAGCAGAAAUGUGAAGCCGUCUUAUCCAUUCAAGAACCUGCCAGGAUCACAGAGAAAGCGGCAUCCAUCAGCGUGACAGCCGGCGAGGCGGCCACACUGGAGUGUGCCAUCUCUGGAAGCCCCGAACUGAAAGUAAAAUGGUUCAAAGACGGAAAAGAGAUGAUCAGCGGGCGUAAAUAUAAGAUGACAAUUAAGGAAAAUAUUGCUGCCUUAAAGAUUCUGUCGGCAGACAAAGGCGACACUUCCGAGUACACCAUGGAGCUGUCGAAUAAAGUCGGCAAAGACCAGUGCACCUGCUCAGUUACCGUGAUAGAUCGAGCUGUUCCUCCAUCAUUUACCAAAUCUCUAAAGAAGGUGGAUGCCAGCAUCGGUAGUGAUGUUACGUUGGAAUGCAGACUCACUGGGUCACAGCCGAUUGUUGUCUCGUGGUACAAAGACAACAAAGAAAUCCGCAGUGACAACAGAUACAAGAUUGAUUUCAGUGAGAGUCGAGCCUCUGUCACCAUAACAGGCCUGGAUCAGAGCGAUGGUGGAGUAUAUAUGUGCCGCGCUUCUAAUGACGCCGGACAGAAAGAAAGCAGUGGCACCUUGUCCGUUAAAGAACCUCCAUCCUUCACGAUGAAACCAGAGUCCCAGGAUGUUUCACCAGGAUCCAACGUGGUCAUUAGAUCAGCGUUUGUGGGAUCGGCUCCAAUGAUCAUUAAAUGGUUCAGAGAGGACAAAGAGAUUUUCACUGGGGGUAAAUGUUUCAUAAAGAAAGACGCCUCCUCCAGCUCUCUGGAGCUUCACUCUGUCAAACCCAGCGACUCUGCUAAGUAUACUUGCCAAGUAUCCAACGGCGGGAAAGUGGACUGCACUGUGGUCCUCUUCGUUAAAGAAGCACCAACAUUUACAAUGAAACUUGAGCCUUCACAGCUGCUGAAAACGGGACUGCCUCUCAGGCUGUCCUGCAAAGUGCAGGGCACACCCGUGAUUAGCAUCACGUGGUUCAAAAACGGCUCAGAAGUUGUUUCCGACGCCAGGCACACCAUGACCUUCGACGGCUCGAUAGCCACUCUGGAAGUAGACAACUGCUCUGUAGACGACAGUGGAGAAUAUGUGUGUGUGGCAUCGAGCGAGGCCGGCAAAGACCAGAGCAGCACCUCUGUGUCAGUCAAAGAGCCUCCAGUGUUUGUGAGGUCUUUUGAAUCCUCUGAGAUUGUGAAGGGAGCGGACAUUUUCUUGGAAGGAACCGUUUCUGGUUCUGCUCCCUUUGAAAUGAGUUGUUUCCUCAAUGAAAAGCCGCUGAGAAAUGACAAGAGACAUAAGAUGAGUGUUGAAAAUGAGACAGUGAGCCUGCAGGUCUCAGACUGUGAGAGCACUGAUGCCGGGACGUACCGGUGCACAGUCACCAACGAGGUCGGCGAGGCAUCUUGUUCUUGCCAAAUUUCCCUGAAAGAACCGCCUUCGUUUAUUCAGAAACUAGAGGAAAUGUCCUGCAUGGUGGGCUCUGAAAUCACUAUGAAGUGUGUAUUGUCUGGAUCUCUGCCCAUGACCUUCUCCUGGAUGAAAGACGAUCAAAAGCUCACAGACGAUGAGCACUUUCAGAUGUCAUGUGAUGAACGAAUUGCCACGUUGACCCUGAGAAACGCUCUGGUGUCACACGGUGGCAAAUUUAUGUGUGAGGCUCAGAACAAAGCCGGGACUCAGCGCUGUGCCGCUGGUCUGGUAGUGACAGAACCUGCAAACAUUACCGAGCAGGCAAAGUCCGUCAGUGUGACACAGGGCGAUCCAGCCCGGCUGGAGUGCCGCUUCUCAGGCACCAAACCGCUCAAAGUGAAAUGGAUGAAGGAAGGAAAAGAGCUGAAGUCAGGCCUGAGGUUUAAGAUCCAGAGCAGAGACAACACCUCGGUGCUACAGGUCCUCCGCACAGAGAGUAGCGACGCUGGCGAAUACACCUGCGAGGUGUCCAAUGUUGCCGGCAGUAGUGCAUGUGAAGCGUCAGUCACAGUUUUAGAGCCACCGUAUAUUGUCCAAAAACCCCAAUCCGCAGAGGUUUUGCCCGGAUCGAAGGUGACAUUUAGUGUCCAAAUGUCUGGCACGCCACCGCUGACCAUCAAAUGGUUCAAAAACCAGAAAGAGAUCUUAUCCAGUGCCAAUUGUUCUGUGGUCAAAAAUAGCAGCUCCAGCUCACUUCAGCUGUUCUUUGCUAAAACGUCAGACACUGGAGACUAUGUCUGCGAAAUCCAGAACGACGUGGGCACCACGUCCUGCCCUCUCUUUGUCAAAGAACCUCCGUAUUUCAUAGAAAAACCAGAGGAUGUUUCAUUAGUGCGAGUUGGGGACAGCAAGAUGUUUGAGUGUAAAGUUGCCGGUACUUCACCGAUCUCAGUACGUUGGUUCAGAGAUGGAGCUGAAAUACAGCAAACUUUCAGGCACAAGACGACAUUUUCAGAUUCUGUGGCCACGUUGGAGAUCUAUGAAGUUGAUGAAAGUGAUGGUGGAAAAUACUUCUGUGAGAUCUCCAACGAGGCCGGUGUGGAGAGCUGCACAUUCGGUCUUGACGUGAAAGAAAUACCUUCUUUCAUCGAGGAACUGUCAUCUCUACAAGUUGUUAAAGGUUCAACCGUGGCAUUUGACUGCAAACUGGCAGGAAGUGCUCCUUUUAAUGUCACGUGGUUUAAAGAUCAAAAGCCAAUCAAGUCCAGCCAAAAGUUCCUUAUUGUUGAUGGCGAGAAGGUGGGCCUUAAGGUCCAGGACUGUAGAGAGGAGGAUGUUGGGGCUUAUCGAUGUGUGGUCACCAAUGAGGUUGGGAGUUGUGAAAGUUUUGCCUCAUUAUCUCUUAAAGUUCCUCCGAUAUUUGUCAAGAAAAUCGAAAAUGUCUCCACUGUUGUGGGAGACGUUGCUGUGUUUAGCUGCCUUGUGGACGGUUCACCACCUCUCUCGGUGCAGUGGCAAAAAGAUGAGAACUGGAUCUCAGAGGAUCCAAAGAUACAGAGGACAUUUGAGAACAACCAGGCAUUUCUGAGGAUCCCUGCCUGUGAGGCCACUCAUGGUGGGAGAUACACCUGCCAGGCUGUGAAUGAAGCUGGGCAGGACAAAUGUGUUGCCACCCUGAUCGUACAAGAACCACCAACCAUAAAACAGAAACCAGAGCUGGUCAAAGUGACCCGUGGAGAUCCGGUUAGUCUUGAAUGCAAAGUAGCCGGUACUCCUCAGAUCAAUGUGAGAUGGGUCAAAGAUGGUAAAGAGCUCGAAUCGAGCAGGAAGCAUCAUCUGCAGUAUGAGAACCAGCUGAGCAGUCUGAACAUAGCAGCCUCUGAGCUGCAGGACGGCGGCGAGUACCUGUUUGAAGCGAGGAACGCGGUGGGGACGUGCAGUUGUAAAGUCACACUGGUGGUUUUAGAGGAGGUCAUCCCUCCCACCUUCAUUAGGAAACUGACAGACAUUCAAGCUCUCAUGGGCUCACUGGUGACUCUGGAGUGCAAAGCUGCCGGCUCUCAGCCACUGUCAGUUCAAUGGAGCAAAGGGAAAGAAAAUAUCAGCAGCAGCUCCAAGUACAAACUGCUGCAUGCUGACAAUACCAUGUCUCUGGAGUUCAAACUGAGCCAGAGUUCAGACACGGGAGAGUACUCCUGUAAAGUUUCCAAUUCAGCCGGCAGCUGUGUGUGCAGCGGCGUCCUCACUGCCAAAGUGCCUCCCAGGUUCACAGUCGAGCCCGAGUCUCAGGCUGUCAUCCCAAAGUCUGACGUGCUCCUCAAGAGCGUCUUUGAAGGGACACCACCCUUUACGGUGAAAUGGUACAAGGAUGAGGUGGAGCUAAUCACGGGGCCACAGUGCACCGUCAGACUGGAGAAAAACUCCUCGUCUGUGGAACUGCACUCUGUCGGGCCUCUGCACAGCGGCUCUUACUCCUGCCAAGUUAGCAAUGAAGCCGGUGCAGUGAAAAGUGCGGCAGAGUUGUUGGUGAAAGAGCCUCCUCAGUUUGUCGUCAAACUGCCUCCCACUACCUUUGUGAAGCAGUGUGAAGGACACCGCUUCGAAUGCAAGGCCACCAGCGCUCAAUCCCUGAAAAUGUGCUGGUACAAAAAUGACCAAAAGAUAACCGACAGCGACAACUAUAAAACAAUGUUUGUCGACUCCACCGCGUACCUGCAGCUGAACAGUGCCAGGUUCGAGGAUAACGGCACCUUCACGUGUGAGGCGUUCAAUGACGCCGGCUCUGCCAGCUGCAGCACCGUGCUCACAGUUCAAGAAUCACCUUCCUUUAUUAAAACUCCCAGCCCAGUGGAGGGCAUCAAAGGAAAAGACGCCAGCCUGCAUUGUGAGAUAUACGGCACCCCACCUUUCCAGGUCAGCUGGUACAAAGACAGGAGGCCUCUUAAGGAGAGUAGAAGGCAUAAGAUUGUCUCUGAGGGAACCUCUGCCGCUCUUCAUAUUAUGAAACUAGAGCAGGAUGACAUCGGCCUCUACGAGUGCCGAGUGUCGAAUAAUGUGGGAAGUGAGUCCUGCCGCACCAACAUCACUCUGAAAGAACAACCGGCGUUCGUCAAGAAACUGGUUGACCAGUCAGUGCAAGUCAAUCAGCAGCUGGUGCUCACGGCCACUGUGAAGGGCUCCGAGCCUCUGACAGUGUCCUGGGUCCAGGACAAAGACCACAUCCUGAGAGAAGGUGACAACAGAAAAAUCACCUUUGAGAACAACGUGGUCACUCUUAUAGUUCCCAAAGCUGACUUGGCCACGGCCGGGAAAUACACUUGCCAACUGAGGAACGACUCCGGUGUGGUGGAGUCUGUCUCCCAAGUGACCGUCCUAGAACCGGCUGCCAUCGUGGAUAGUCCCGAGUCCUUGAAUGUGAAGUCUGGAGAUAAUGUGUCUCUGGAAGUUACCGUUUCUGGUUCACCAGAGCUGAAAAUUAAGUGGUUCAAGGACAAUAAGGCCAUUUCUGUGGGUGCCAAGUAUCAAACAGUCUUCUCCAAAAAGGUUGCAACCCUGAAGAUUCGCUCUGCUGACAAAGGAGAUGCUGGAGAUUACAAGGUGGAGGUCACAAACCCCAUAGGCACAAAGAGUUGUGCAUCAGCAGCCUGUUCACAAAUUUUACUGUGUUAUUUUCUGACAAUAGAUAAGUUGAUUCCUCCGAGCUUCAUCAGGAAGCUGCGGGACACCCACCUGGUUGUGGGUAAACCCGGCGAGAUGGAGUGUAAGGUCACCGGUUCUCCUCCUUUGACCACUUCCUGGCUCCACAAUGGUGAAGAGAUCAAGAGCGGCCCGAACUACGACAUUAGCUGCACCGAUAACAGCUGCAAACUCAAAGUUCUCAGCAUCAGCAUGUCUGACGCUGGCAAAUACACAUGCAAAGCAACCAAUGACGCCGGCGCUAGUGAGACAAGUGCUACCAUGAAUGUGACAGAGCCUCCUUCUUUCCUCGAACCACCCGAGAACAAAGAAACCCUGCCUGGCAACAAUGUGUCUUUCGUGGCUAGAGUGCAAGGCAGCAUGCCCUUGAAGGUGAAGUGGUUCAGGGGGGUGAAGGAGAUGCUGCACGGCCGCGGCUGCGAGAUCUCUCUGAAGAACGACGUGGCCACUCUGGUGCUUCACCGAGUGGACACGUCGCAUGCAGGAGAGUACACGUGCCAGGCCAUCAACGAGGCCGGCAAAGAGAGCUGCCCAGUUUAUCUGUUUGUUAAAGAGCCCGUCCGCUUCGUGAAGAAGCUGAGGGACAUUUCCACUGAGAAGGACAAGCCGUUGAGGCUGGAGGUCACGUUUGCCGGUACACCACAGGUCAACGUGAGCUGGAAGAAGGACGGAAAACCCAUCUGGGGCUCGUAUCAGUACAACGUGAUUUCCACCGACACCUCCUGCAUCCUGGAGGUUCUUAACUCUGACCGGCUGGAGGCGGCUGGUAGAUACUCUUGCGAGGUAGACAACGGAGUUGGAAGUGACCGAUGUGAAGCUCAAGUUUCCAUUCUAGAGCGCCCAUACUUUGUUGACAAGAUGCUGCCGCUGGCUGGUUGUGGUGAAUCCAUCACCCUCGAAUGCCGUAUCGCAGGAACACCCGACAUCUCCGUUUCUUGGUUUAAAGCUGGCGGGAAGCUGCGAAAGUCCAACACGUGCUCCAUGGAUUUCGUGAACGGUGUGGCCUCUUUGAAAGUGAUCAAUAGCACCAAGCUCGAUUAUGGCGAGUACACCUGCAGGGCUGAGAACCGCAUGGGCUCAGCCUCCACCUGCUGCCAAGUGACGGUGACAGCGGCAGCCAGCGUGUACGUCUCCUGGCGGAAGGACGGGAAGCCCAUCUGGGCCUCCUACAAGUACAACGUGAAGACCAGCGAGUCCACCUGCAUCCUGGAGGUCCUCAACAGUGACCGGCCCGAGGCAGCCGGCUCGUACUCCCAGAGAGCGUACGUGACCUGGAAGAAGGACGGGAAGCUCAUCUGGGCAUCCUACAAGUACAAUGUGAAGACAACCCACGACACCUGCACCCUAGAGGUCCUCAACAGUGACCGCGAGGAUGCAGUGGGAAAAUACACCUGUGAGAUAACGAAUGCUGAAGGAAGCGAUGUCUGCCACGCUAAUGUGAAGCUAGAGCCGGUUAGCUUUGUGAGGAAGCUCAGAGACUGCUACUAUCAGGUGGGCCGGCCUCUGCAGCUGGACUGCACCUUCACUGGCAGUCAGAGAAUCUACGUCAGCUGGAUGAAGGAUGGGAAACCUAUCUGGGCUUCAUACAAAUACAACGUCCACACCACUCGCUUCUCCAGCACACUGGAUGUGCUCAACAGUGACCGGCAGGAAGCUGCCGGCAGGUACUCCUGCCAGAUUUCCAACUCAGAGGGGUCAGCGAUCUGCCACGCCACAGUCCAGAUAGAGCCCGUUAGCUUCACCAGCCCGCUGCAGGACACCACCUACAGGCUGGGCCAGCCUCUGCAGCUGUAUUGCGCCUUCAGUGCCAGCCCACCUCCACGUGAGCUGGAGGAAAGAUGGGAAACCCAUUUGGGCUCGUACAAAUACAAUGUGACGACCAGUCGGGACUGCAGCGUGCUGGAUGUGCUGAACAGUGACCGGCUGGAGGCCACUGGCACAUACUCCUGCGAGGUGUCCAACUCCCAAAACCAUGCGGUGUGCUCUGCACACGUCACACUAGAACCUGUGCGCUUCCUGAAGAAGCUGGAGGAUGUGACCUUCAGAGUCGGUCAUCCUCUCAAGCUUCAUGUCACCUUUACUGGCAGCCGCCACAUCCACGUGAGCUGGACUAAAGACGGGAAGCCCAUCUGGGCAUCGUACAAGUACAACGUGCACACGACAGACACCAGCUGCGAACUGGAGGUGCUGAAUAGCGACAGGGAGGAGGCUGCCGGGAAAUACUCCUGUCAGAUAUCUAACGCUAGCAGCUCCGACAUCUGCCACGCACAGGUCACUUUAGAACAAAAAGUCCCUCCAACCUUCACCAAGAGGCCCUCAGAGUCCAUGGUGGACUCGGUAGGUAAGACAGUGAAGAUGGAGGGUAGGGUGUCAGGCUCUCAGCCUCUGACCGUCACCUGGUACAAGGACAACAAUCAGAUCACCCCGUCUGGAAAAUACGAUGUCAGCUUCCAGAGCAAUGUGGCCACGCUGAGCGUGAAAGACUCCAAAGACACUGACAGCGGCUUGUACAUCUGUGAAGUCGCUAACGAUGCUGGCAAAGCUUCCUGUCGGGUUUCUCUUUCCAUCUCAGAAGGUGGCCAGGCUCCGAAGUUUGACACUCCUCUGGAGCCAGUGUCGGUUGGCGAGGGUGACAAGCUGAACCUGCGCUGUCACGUGACUGGCACCCCUCCUCUCACCAUUCAAUGGAUGAAGGACCGCCGGGAGCUCAGGUCCAGCGGAAACACCCGCAUCACAUUUGUGGGUGGGACAGCAAACCUGGAAGUCAGCCAAGCGUCCAAGAGCGAUGCCGGAGAUUACCUGUGCAAAGCUAGCAAUGCUAGUGGGAGUGACUUCUGCAAGUCCAGAGUCACUGUCACCGUGAAACCAUCCGCUGCGGAGCCCGCUGCCGCCCCCGCUGCCGCCCCCGCUGCCGCCCCGGCUCCCGCUGCUCCAGUCAAACGGCUUGAUAAUCUGUUCUUCAUCGAAGAGCCACAGAACGUCGCCGUCACAGAAAAGGGAACCGCAACCCUCAUUGCCAAGAUUGGAGGUGACCCCAUCCCCAGCGUGAAGUGGAUGAAGGGCAAGUGGAGGCAGAUGACCCACGGUGGACGCAUCUCCCUUGAACAGAAAGGGCAGGAUGCCAAACUGGAGAUCCGAGACGUGACCAAGUCUGAUGCUGGCCAGUACCGCUGUGUGGCCACCAACAAGCACGGUGAGAUUGAGUGCAGCGCGGACAUCGAGGUCCGCAAGAAGGAGGAAGCAGGAGGACUCGGCGACCUAAGGACCAUGCUCAAGAAAACUCCAUCCAAGCAGAAGAGUCCCAAAAAGGAUGAGGAGGUGAACAUUGUGGAGUUGCUCCGAGGCCAUGACCCCAAAGACUACGAGAGGAUUCUGCGAGAGCAUGGCAUCCAUGACUACAGAGCCAUCCUGCAAGCUGUUGAGUUCCUCAAGAAGGAGAAGGAGAUGGAGACCUCCAAAGUGGAGGUGGAGCGUGGAGGUCGUGUUGAAGAGGAGGACAUGGCCAGACUGAUGCAGCAGCUGGAAGGAAGUGUAGCAGCUGAGACAGCCACAGAGAACCAGAGUGCCACCUUCCAGUGUCAGAUCCGCAUCAACUACCCAGAGAUUGCGCUUACCUGGUAUAAAGGUACAACGAAGCUGGACAGCAGUGACAAUUAUGAAAUUAGCAGCGUGGGUGACCGCCACUUCCUGAAGAUCCGCCACUGCCAGCUCAAAGACCAGGGCAACUACCGUGUGGUGUGCGGCCCCCACAUCUCCAAUGCCAAGCUCAGCGUCACAGAAGCCAAAAGGCCUGUUGAGGAGCAGGUUUCAAGGAAGCAGGUGGAGAUGCGAGGAGACGUCCCUGAAGAGCCUUCAGUUUACCCCAAACCUGAACCAGAACCACAGAUGGUUCCCAGAAAGGAACCUCAGCCACCCAUGACUACCGAGAAAGCACUACCUGCUGUCCCCGAGCCCAAGCAGGCCAGAGUGAGUCCUGAAGCUCCAGAAACUUUGAGGAAGACUGAGGAAGCGGCUAAAGCCAGAG
Salarias fasciatus (jewelled blenny) is the source of this 24316-nucleotide messenger RNA. Its product is annotated as titin-like. NCBI's taxonomy places the organism in Eukaryota, Metazoa, Chordata, Actinopteri, Blenniiformes, Blenniidae. The record is from RefSeq and is a predicted model, not a curated record.